UCUUUCAAAAACAGCAAGCGCCUCUCUCUCAAAAUUGUGAAUCUCAGCUCUGUUUCUCCAUUUUGUGAUUUUAUAUCUGAUUCUCUUUCUCGUUGGUCCCUUUUGAUCUCCUCUGUCAGUUUCGUUUUUCUUAAAUCCACGAAAUCCAAGAACCAGAUUGGUUUCAUUGGCUUCGUCGCUUCAGUAUCGUUUACAUGGCAACACAACCUUUGAAUAAGAUUGAGAGAGCUCACCAGAUGUAUCGUGAUGGAAGGUAUGAGGAGGCUUUAUCGUUUUAUACCGAAGCCCUCACUAUGGCGAAGACAAAAGCGCAGAAGAUCGCUCUACACAGCAAUCGAGCUGCUUGUUAUUUGAAACUGCAGGAUUUCAAGAAGGCAGCAGAAGAAUGCACUUCAGUGCUUGAGCUGGAUCACAAACACACUGGAGCUUUAAUGUUGCGGGCACAGACUCUGGUCACCCUCAGGGAAUACCACUCCGCACUCUUUGAUGUUAAUAGGCUCAUGGAGCUGAACCCAUCAUCAGAAGUCUAUCGGAAUCUGGAAGCCCGUCUAAGGACACAAUUGUCGCUUGCUCCAAUACCUGAAUCUGAAGAAGAGUCAUUGACGCCUGAGCUGGAAGAAGAAGAAAAAGAAGAAGUAGAAGAAGAUGAUGAGGAAGAGAAGGAAGAGGAGGAGGGUGAGAAAGAGAAAGGGAAACCAGUGGGUGUAAGAGCAGGCAGUAAUCAGAAAGCUGAAUCUACAAGCACCAGCUCUGAUCCCGAAGUUCCUACCUCGCAAACUCAAAGCCUCAAGGACUCACCCGACCAUUCCAGAGCAUGGGAAGCAAUCCCAAAACCAAAGGGACAUUCUAACCUGGACUAUUCACGGUGGGACAGAGUUGAAGAUGAUUCAAGUGAGGAUGACGAAGAUGAAGACGAUGAAGGUCAACCUCAGUAUCGGUUCCGUGUAAGGACUGUUGGUGUACGGCGAGUGAAGUGAAUACUAUUCCUUGUCAUGAUUUCAUGGCUGUUAUGAUCUACAAUAUCAAUUAUUU
Telopea speciosissima is the source of this 1032-nucleotide messenger RNA. Its product is annotated as protein unc-45 homolog A. The record is from RefSeq and is a predicted model, not a curated record. Lineage: Eukaryota; Viridiplantae; Streptophyta; Magnoliopsida; Proteales; Proteaceae. The transcript has 3 exons. Bases 195 to 977 code for a protein of 260 amino acids. Gene Ontology annotation, molecular function: protein binding.